Molecule: messenger RNA, 2111 nt
Organism: Suricata suricatta (meerkat)
Lineage: Eukaryota; Metazoa; Chordata; Mammalia; Carnivora; Herpestidae
Gene: IGSF5
Product: immunoglobulin superfamily member 5
Exons: 9
Coding region: 269-1381 (370 amino acids)
Biological process (GO): cell-cell adhesion
Source: RefSeq, a predicted model, not a curated record
CAGGAAGAAUGUCACUCUGGGGCACGCACGCCUUCCGGAAGCGAGGGACCGGUGGCAGCCAGAGCCACCUCUGUGUUUAUAGUCUGGCCUGUGACGUGACAGCCAUUUCAAGAGGGACUUCCUGCUCACAGGUGACCCUGGCCGACAUUCUUCGGGGCCACAGGGACUUGUUCCUGUGUUUGCGUGGAGGGCGGACGGAGGCCCAGAGCGCCUUCUCCGACUCCUGCAAGAGGACACCUUCCUGCCCAGGUAAAGAAGACGUGUGGCCAUGGAGGGCCGGUGGAGAGGCAUCUUGACUGCGCUGGUCAUCCUGGCUGGGCUGACAGCUUCCGGAUCCGGCUAUCAAAUCAUAGAAGGUCCCAAGAAUGCAACGGUGCUGGAGGGCUCAGAGGCUCGCUUCAACUGCACAGUCUCGCAGGGCUGGAGGCUCAUCAUGUGGGCUCUGAACGGCACGGUGGUUCUGAGCAUCACGCCCUCCGAGCCCAUCAUCACCAACGACCGCUUUACUUCUGCGAGCUACCAAGAGGGCGGCAACUCCAUCUCCGAGAUGAUAAUCCAUGACGUGCAGCUCCGUGACGCGGGGCACAUCAAGUGCAGCCUCCAGAACAGUGGCCGUGAUGCAUCUGCUUUCCUGUCAGUGCAAGUUAUGGGGGAGUUGCUCAUUCCCGGAGACAAGCUUGUAGUCACCGAGGAGGAACCUUGUAAUGUGACUUGCCGCGCCCGGGGCUGGCUCCCGCUCCCAGGUAUUUCCUGGGAUAUCGGUGUUUCUGCGAGCCACUUCAGCUAUUACUCCAUCCCGGAGCCCAACGACCCCCAAAGCACAGUGAGCGUCCUAACUCUCACACCGCAGGGCAACGGGACUUUGACUUGUGUGGCCACCAUGAAGGAGCUGAAUGCCCACAAGUCUGUGACUGUGAAUCUUACUGUGGUUCAGCCUCCUUUGGCCAAUAUUGAUAAAGCAGGUACAUCAUUGCCUACCUGGGCCAUAAUUCUGCUUGCAGUAUCAUUUUCAUUGCUUUUGAUCCUGAUCAUUGUUCUGAUUACAAUAAUCUGCUGUUGUUGUGUCUCCAGGAGAGAGAAAAAAGAAUCUAGUUAUCAAAGUGAAAUAAGGAAAUCUGCAAGUGUGAAGACAAACAAAGAAACUUUUGAGACAAACUUAGAUAGUGGAAGAGAAAACUUGGGCUACCGUUCAGAUGAGCCGAGGACGGAAAAGCUUGCUUCUUUUGCUCCAGUGUCCUCUGAGUCCAGUGUUCAGGAACAACACAGCAAUAGACAACCUUAUCAGGGACCUGACCGCAGGGGGCGGGGCCCCACAGGUCGCCCGCAAGUUUCGUUUUCCGUGGCCAGUCCUAGGACGGUAAGGAACGUAACUUUGGUCUAGCGAAGACGUCCCUCGGAUUCCGUUCUGCACGUGGCUGAGGACAGGCGCCACGCCCACGUCGUCCUUCCUCUCUGUCCCAAGGCCCGGGUCCCGCUUCAGCAGUGUUACCAGGAUACAGUGACGCUGGAGUAAUUGGAAUGGAUACUUUAUGGUGAUGGAAGGGGUCCAUUUCCCCACCUUCCAGCAUAGAAUUUGGUUUUCAAAACGUUUCACGAUUUUAGUGAAUUCCACCAAGUUGCUGACGGAAAGCUAUGAAUUCAUCGUGGUGAUUUACUUUCCACGGGACACUCCUCUUGCUAAUCCAAUAAAUGGCAGAUAGGCCUAUGUCCUGCCAGGACUUUUAAAAUGUUUUUGUUAUUGUAAUCAUACGAAGACAAUAUUUAUGUAUGUUUAACAUGUGGGGCAUUAUUGUAUAUUAUCCGUGAAAAAAAGAGGAUAUGCAUUAGGAUCAUUCCGAAAUCUAAAAUUGCCUGGGAAAUCAGAACUCACAGAUGAAGAAUAAGAUUACAUUCAAAGCUGAUGUAUACAUUGUGAAAUAUCCAUUAUUGGAUAUUUCCACGAAGACAUUUACUUUUAUUUGCUCCUUAUCAGGCCCACUCUCAUGGACUCCAGUGACUUAGAUGUGGGUUUUGCUUUGAGCAGAUGUCCCUUACAUACCACAAAUGCCAUGAAAACACUGGAAACAGGUACCGUAUUCUUUAAUAAAUAAAAGGGAAAACACCAAAACACA